GUUGGUUUGACUAUUUUUUGCAGCCUUAUCACUGAAAUACGUUAGUUACCUCACAUAAUUCCAUGGCCUUCGUUUAGAAAUUACUUUCAACAUCUCUGGAAAUCAUUUGGUAGCAAUUUUUGAUUGUCUCGAUAAACUGUGUGUUGAAAAAACGAAAGGAAAAAGACGGAAGCUGAUCAAGAGGAAAGAAAAAUUCAUUCGCAUUUCAGAAACUUGAAAUGAUAUAGUCGUAGCAAGAAUUGUUCUCUUGGUUGUAGUGGGCAACCAUACAAUGCAACCAGUUCAGGAUCGACUCGUGAAGCCCUUCGCGUGUACAUAUUGUCAGAAAUCGUUUAAAAGCUCAAACGGGCUUAAAUAUCAUUUAGAAAAGAUUCACUCUGAAGACGAUUUGAUGGAUAUGAGAAAGUUAUGCAGCCAUGAUCCAGGGACUAAUAAAGCAAAGAGUGUCCCACCGGCUCUGGAUUUGACCAAGAAUGAGGACUCGUUUUCGCAAGGGAUUUUGGCGGAGUUCGCCUUCAUCGCGACCGGUCCUCAGAGCCCUUUGGUGCAGGAGGUGUCUGGAUAUGACAACGAAAGCCCUUGCGAUCCGAUGGAUAUUGACUACAACAUCCCGAGCGUAGAGAGUGACAUCAGCACCACUAGUCCCCCACUAGACCCCCAAUGGUAUCGUUAUGCCACCCCUCCCCCUACUGCGUGGAGUUGUUUCUUGGAGGGGACGAGGAUCCAAACUGAAGGCCAAAAGGAGUGGAAAUACGCAGAGGAUUUAGGAAAUGAAGACAUUCCACAUGUCUGUCACCCUAGUGACGGACUGAGGUUAAUGUCGUAUGAAAGGCUGGUACAAGUAGUGGAUGAUGAGAAGGAAUACGUGGCAUCAUUCCACUCGACUUCCGCUGAUCAGCCCAGUUUGCGGGCCGAGGUAUCAGGCGACCAUCCCUUUUUCGUCAAAUACAAAGGCUGGUGUUCCUUCAAUCCUGACCGGACUCUCACAAAGUAUGGGAUAUUAUGCCAGAACUUAACACCUAAUGACGUAUGCCUGCCCUCCUCGCACCCUGACGUCAUGAAGGCAAUACGCAUCGGCAGAAGUAGUAAUAUGUUCGACUUCACAUACUCGGAUUCCAAUGCGGUUUUGACGCUAAGCAGUAUGAUCAAGGAUUGCCAGGAACACCGGUCGCGUCGAACCAAGCUCGGCCUCUUUUCUGCAAAGUCGAGAGUCCCAAAGACACCGUCCCAAAUACAACAGCUUAACAAGCGGCCUAUGAACGCGUUCAUGCUGUUUGCAAAGCGUUUCAGAGUAGAAAUUACCCAAGCACAUCCUGGAAAAGACAACAGGGCCAUUAGCGUGAUACUUGGCGACAAGUGGAAGUCGAUGGACGAAGAUGAUCGUGAGCAGUAUGUCCAGGAAGCAAAGCAACUGGCCGAAGAACAUAAGAAGUUCAAUCCGGACUGUUGGAAAAGAAAGCGAAGUGGGACACAGGGCCGAACAAAGUCUUCAAGCCUCAAACGCAAGAGAUUAUGAUUCUCUGAGGCCGCCACAUUUUGUAAAAAAUCAUUGAAGAUGCUUUAUAUUUAGACAGUGCAGUUAUAUACAUAUAUAUAUACAUAUAUAUAUAUAUCCAUCGAUGUAAAAAGGGGAACAGUAUUAACGGUAGUUAAAACUUUCCUUGCGCUCCACUAACUCGAAUGUGCGACAUAGCGGUAUGUAAACUUUCCAUUUGUCGUCAACGAAAUUUAAAGRCCGCGGAUGCACGCAGGCUGACAAAAUCUCGAAAUGGUAGAGGUCGUGUUUGUAGUAGUAGUGGUGAAUGCGAUGGUGGCGUGGUGUAUUGAAGGUGGUAGUCCAAUAGAAGUAGUAGUAGUAGUACAAGGGCGGAUCCAGGGUUUUUUGAAGGGGGGGUCUCAGGGGUAAAUUUUGUGGGCAAAGGAAUCCCUGUCGCAUUUUUACCACAGGAAGCCCAUUUGACCUCAGGAAUGACAGGAAUGACCCUCCCCUGGAUCCGCCCUUGUAGUAGUAGUAGUAUCUAGUGAUGAUUGUUUUCAAACCACUGUAUCGCAUGUACAAAGUAUGGAAGAAACUUUAUAUAUACUUGAUACUAUUAAUUUUUGGUCAUUUUGGUUUCAAUGGUAGUUGAAUAUCCAUCUUAGUAUUCAAAAAGAUCAUUGAAGUCUUGGUUGAAUGUAUGUACGUUUGUUAGUUGGUUUUAUACUGACAAGAACCAUCUAAUGGUUUAUAUAUUUAUGCAUGGUUAGGAGAGUGUUAAGGUAGAGGUCUGCGGUAUGGGCUUGUAACGCAUGUUGAUUAUGAUAGUGAUUGAUUGGCGUAGUCUCAUACCGACAGGGGUUGGCCGCCAUGUUUUGUCCUCCAACAUGGCUGACCGUGUAAUAAAGCCCAUACUAUCCACCACGGUUAGCACUGCUACACAUCAUGCACAUGCAUAUCACGUUGUGCGCAGAGUAUGUCAGUAGGCAAGCGAUAAGAUAAACUAUUUUAAGUUUGUGCCUAUGCAGACGGCGAAGAUGAGCUAUUACAUUAAUAGUUCCGCCAUAUUUUGUAUAUAGUUUAGAAUCCACACUCUUUACCAGCUUCGUUCUCGCUCCCUUCAUCAUACGUGUAAUCCUGCCACUAUAAUAGCUUUUGGUCUGGAUCAAGACUAUAAUUAAAGCGCGAUUAGACGGAGCAAUUUCCUCUGCAACUUGUCUCGCAGUAGCGUUGCGACGCAAGUUCAAGAGCUAGUGUUUCCACGGCGGCAACGAAGACUCAACGUUUGCCAAAAGUAGAAGCAAAUUCUACUUUUUGCAACAAUUGCUGCAACUUUUCUCAACCUUUCCUUUUUGUCAAAUUGUGCUGUAAGUUACAUGCUGCAACGCUCCAUGCAACUUGUAUCGUAACGCCCCUGCGAGACAAGUGACUACUGAAAACUGCUCCGUGGAAUCGCGCCUACUCAAGGCGCACCGAUUCAAUCUCUAAGCCUAUAGGUUGCCGCAAAAGCAAGCUAUUUGAUACAGGGAAGCAAAAAGCGUUAAUUCGGAAAAGGGCAUGAGAAUAAUGAAUUAGAUGUCAUAAUUUAUUUUCUGCUAAUAGAAAAAUAUAAUUUUAAUUAGAAAAAAUGUAGAUAAACGAGUUGAUAAAAUAAAACACUGCUUUUUUUAAAACUGA
This is a messenger RNA of Actinia tenebrosa (Australian red waratah sea anemone), 3154 nucleotides long. RefSeq names its product HMG box-containing protein 1. Gene Ontology annotation, biological process: regulation of transcription by RNA polymerase II. Gene Ontology annotation, cellular component: nucleus. The record is from RefSeq and is a predicted model, not a curated record. Lineage: Eukaryota; Metazoa; Cnidaria; Anthozoa; Actiniaria; Actiniidae. Gene Ontology annotation, molecular function: RNA polymerase II cis-regulatory region sequence-specific DNA binding; protein binding; RNA binding.